AUGUUUUUGUUCCCGAUUCUAAUCCAAAGUCUCGACGAUUCUUUCAUUUCGAGGCAGAGUGUCAUCGGCAGGAACAAAAUAAGUACCAGGUCCUCCGAAAUCCCCGGGCUGGCCAUGGAGGAAGACAAAGGGAAAUGGAAAGAGAAGGGUAAAUGGAAGAAAUGGGAAAGAAGAAGAAAGGGAGAGGAAACGAUUGCAGGGGAAUUAGUCGCGCCGUUGGUGCUAAGUUGGAUCAGGAGUUAUGAAUUAAUGGAAAAGACUGUAAAGUGGCCGACAAAAAAUCAAGCUAAAAUGUUUUGGCUUUUGACCGGUGGUUUGUUGGAGAUGGAAGCCCUAGUCAAAGAGGACAAACCCAGUGAUGAUAAAAACCCAAAAACCGAAUCGAUGGUGCAUGGUGGUUCGUCGGCUUCUUCCCCACCAUCAUCAAUUGAAGCUUCAAUCGACAGCGAACCCGGGAUAGCCACCUCCAUCGCACACCACCAACACUACACCGACAAAAGUUAG
Molecule: messenger RNA, 504 nt
Organism: Lactuca virosa
Lineage: Eukaryota; Viridiplantae; Streptophyta; Magnoliopsida; Asterales; Asteraceae
Source: the annotation of a GenBank genome assembly